Messenger RNA from Cryptomeria japonica (Japanese cedar), 831 nucleotides. RefSeq lists its product as uncharacterized. Bases 155 to 511 code for a protein of 118 amino acids. Gene Ontology annotation, cellular component: NatC complex. The transcript is spliced from 2 exons. NCBI's taxonomy places the organism in Eukaryota, Viridiplantae, Streptophyta, Pinopsida, Cupressales, Cupressaceae. The record is from RefSeq and is a predicted model, not a curated record.
CUGCAUUAGUCUCAACGUCCAUAACAUUCUUUCUUCAAAGCCCAUCAUCCUUGGGCUUAACUUAUUUUUCCUUUAAUUAUCUUAUUCAACACAUCGAAUUAAAAAAAAGUUUGGUUUUUAACAGAUCUAGACCAGAAGGACUGUAAAAUUCACCAUGGAAGAAAUCACAGAUAAAACGCACGAAGAAAACCAAGAAAGCAGUUCCAAUCCUCUGGUUAAACGCAUCCGUAAGCUUCUUUACAAAAAUCUACGUGUUGGUGUUACAGAUGGCCGUGUUUUCGUGGGAAAAUUCCAUUGCCUGGACAAGCAGGGAAACAUUAUCCUGUACGAUGCAGUUGAGUACAGACCCAUCACGAAAAAGAGAUCAUCUUCAUCUUUAUCAGCUUCUUCUGAUAGUAUGGAAAAACGCAACCUGGGGCUGAUUUUGAUAUCCGCCAAGGUUCGAACCUCCUGCCACGUGGAAUGUUCGCUUGAAGAACAGACUUCACUUCUUUCGUUGGAUGAAGCCUGAAUCCUUUUUCGGACUACGGGAUCAUCUGUGUUGAAAGAUUUGAUUGCUUCAAGAACAGGCAAAAGGAUGUUGAGCUGCUCAGAGCUUAUAAUAGCUUUGGCAUGAAGCAUAAACCUCAUGCCAUGAAAUUUGCUGCACUGAAUCAUUGUGUUCUUCAGUAGCUACGGGCAAUAAAAAUAAUAGUUUCUGCACUUCUAAAAUAUUACUGGAAAUUUGUAGGUCGGGUUAUUUGGUGGUAACUGGUAAGUAUCCAUGUCAACAAAUAUAAAUGUAUAUUUUACCGUGUAUCAUCCUAUAAAUAUUCAAUAAAAAUUUGUUGU